UCCAUUACAAAAUCUCAAGCAAUAAUCGGAGCCGAUUUAUGUCGGAAUUGACGAAAGAUAAAAGACGGGGACCUCCGAAAGAAGGACCCGGUAAUGGUAGCAGGGGAAAGAGUAAGCCUAUUAUAGCUGAAGCUGAUUUUGAGGAGUCGGGACAGCGAAAUGUUCGAAAGCGUGGUGUGAGUGCCUCAGUCCGACGACACAAGAAGGGGGCUCCUGCUAUUGAGGGAGCUAGUGAGACGCCAGUCGAUGAUCAGAUACAGGAUGAUCGGAUGGAGGAUGAUGACAUGGAAGACCGCCGGAUAGACGAUGCUGAUUUUGAGACUUCUGAGGACGAGAGUUUAGGACCAAUCGUGAACAUUCGACGGAAAAAGGGGAAAGAUGGACGGUUUAUUGCUGAAACGUCAUCAGAUAAAUAA
This is a messenger RNA of Mercurialis annua (annual mercury), 416 nucleotides long. RefSeq lists its product as uncharacterized. The transcript has 2 exons. Bases 39 to 416 code for a protein of 125 amino acids. The record is from RefSeq and is a predicted model, not a curated record. Lineage: Eukaryota; Viridiplantae; Streptophyta; Magnoliopsida; Malpighiales; Euphorbiaceae.